Raphanus sativus (radish) is the source of this 902-nucleotide messenger RNA. Its product is annotated as NDR1/HIN1-like protein 1. NCBI's taxonomy places the organism in Eukaryota, Viridiplantae, Streptophyta, Magnoliopsida, Brassicales, Brassicaceae. Gene Ontology annotation, biological process: defense response to other organism. The transcript has a single exon. The coding region runs from base 261 to 902 and encodes 213 amino acids. The record is from RefSeq and is a predicted model, not a curated record.
AAUAGUGUAGAAUUUCCUUUUUCAUAAAUGAAAAUUGUACAAUUCUAUAGUUUCUGAAUAUUUUUAUAUUUGAUCAUCAUAUUCUAUUCUUUUGCAUGAAUUUCCAUUUUUCUCAUAUGUUCAUUAAGUUCCUUUUUGGUUGCACAAUACAAAUAUGUAUGAAACCCUACCAUGAGUCCACCAAUAGUACACGUACUUGAACAGCAUCCUCAACUUCUGCCUUCUCCACCAACCACCGUCAUCACCACCGGAACUUCAAUAUGGCCGUAAAAGAAUGUGGCUCUCACGGAAGCAGCAACUCACCCCGCCUCCUCAACUUCCUCCGUCGUUAUAUCAUAUGGUUGAUAAUACUCAUUGUCGUGACCAUCAUUGGAAGUGUCCUAGCUUGGAUAACUCUACACACACCAAAGCCACGCUUCAUCCUCCAAGACGCCACCGUCUUCUCCUUCAACGUCUCCGGCGACCCACCGAACCUACUCACCUCCAGCAUCCAAACCACUCUCAUCUCUCGCAACGACAAGACAGGAAUCUACUACGACCGUCUCGACGUCUACGCUUCUUACCAGGACCAGCAGAUCACUCUCCCCACGUCGAUCCCGGCGGUUUAUCAGGGACACGAAGAGGUCAACGUCUGGUCUCCUUUCAUCGGUGGAAGAUCCGUCCCCAUCGCUCGGACGAACGGUUUGUCUCUUGUUCAGGAACAGUCACGUGGCGCUGUCAAGGUGUUGGUUCAUAUCGACGGGAAGAUUCGUUGGAAAGUUGGUCCUUUGAUCACCAGGACGUCUCAUCUCUUCGUUAAGUGUCCUGCGUUAAUCAGUUUCGGGAAUAGCGCCGCCGGAGCUAUCGUCUCGGGUAGAGGCGUCAAGUAUACGCUCGUUACCGUCUGCAGUGUUAGUGUCUGA